CUGGCCACACCUGGAUUUCCACCCACUGAAAAGCAGUUGCACAAUAACAAUAGAAGUGGAAAAACGAUGUAAGAGACAUUCAAUAAAAUCCCCAAACUCGUUGUUUGAUAAACCCUGAGGUUUGGUGAAGAGCUGUUUACCAUCAAACCAAUAGAGCUGGGACACAAAGAAGGAAACAGACAAUGUGAUGUGACUUCAGUCAAAGUAAAAACACUCAAUCAAGCAUAGACUUACUGACGAAGUCUGGAGACAUUAAAUACCUAAAAAUAAAACUAUGUCUGAGGUCCUACGGUCAAACCUGGAGCUGCUAGAAGACAGCCCCCCCAAAACCAGCGGGGUGACUGCUGAACCCCAAACCCCAACAUGGGGGGCAGAGGGGGAGAAGGUGAUUGAAGAAUUGGGGAAGGGAAGGGAAGGAGUGGUGGAGGAAGACGAAAUGGUUAGCUCUGCUAAAUUGGAGCCUACCACUCUGCAAUGGCCGGGUGACAGGGAUGUAGAGAAAGCAACAAAGAAUGGAAGUGCAUUGACUGUGAAAGAAGAUAAGGGAAGGGGAAAGGGAGAUGACCCUGAGGGCGAGAGGAGGAGCGUGCACUCCAUGUGCACCUCUCUUCAAGAAGGAGGAAGCCGGAUGGAGAGCGAGAGAAGGCUGGGUUUGGGAGUGGAGAGAAUGAGAACGGGGGAAGAAUGGAUGGAGAGAGAGGUGCAGCACCCAGGGCUGUGUAAGAGAGGGAAGAAGGUGCAGGUAGAGAUAGAGGUGGAAGAUGGUAUGAACUCUUUGCCUGAGAAGGCAGCACAGGUCUUCAACCCAUCUGUCACCAUCUUACACUCCUCUAGUGCUCCGACAUCUCCCAGGGAAAGGGAGCCAUUCUGGGAUGUGGACGCAGAGAAGAAUCCCCUCCUCGUUCCCCAGGGAACCCCACAUGAUGGCUACUACCACGACUGGCCAGUGGAGGGGGGGUCCUCAAAAUAUGGGUGUGACUGUGCCAACCGGGAUGCUCUCAAAGUGGGGGUGUCUGUGUUCACUGCAGCUCUGAUUUUCCCCCUCCUAGUGUGGGGGGGUUAUGUCUUCCUGCCUUUUGAUGCCCCACUGCUGGACAGUGCCCCCCUCAGGCUGGUCUACACACUGCGCUGCUCUGUCUUCGCUGUGGUGCCCAUCAUACUGGGCUGGUUGGUGCUGGGUGUCUCCAGGAUGCGGUUGGGGAAUGUGAAGCCGCUGUGUGAGGUGGAGGCCAGGGAGGUGGGUGUGCACCGGCGCUAUGUGGAUGACUCCGUCACCCUCUUCCUGCUCUACUUCCUGCAGCUGGCCGUAAUGGCGCCCUACCUGAGCCAGGACCUGCUCAAACUGGUGCCCCUGCUCACUAUCAUCUUCGCCUUUGGCAGGCUGAUGUACUGGGUGGCAGCUGCACUGGGCAGCAGUGUUCGGGGCUUUGGCUUCGGUCUGUCCUUCCUGCCCACCGUGGCCAUGCUGGGUGCCAAUCUCUACUUCAUCUUCACCAUGGACGCUGGGGGCACCAUCUUUGCCCAGGAUGUGGUUCACCAACAAGACCAACCCCCAGCCUCCCGCCAGAGGUUCUGGGGAUAGGGGAAUGGAGUCAAGACUGAAGGAAUGAAAAGGAUGGGGAAGAAGGACAGGAUUUGUUUUACCUACUGGUGGAAUUUAACUUUCAAAGGGUUACUAUGUAAACGGUAGUGGAUCGUGCUAGUGUGUUUAAACCACACUGAUGAUGUGUAGAAUAGACUGGGCAGUGGUAGUCAGUGAUAGAGCAUGUACAAACCGUUAUUGGAGAAAGGCUGUCUACGUAAUAAUUCAUGUUGCAUGGCAUUAUACCGUCACUUGGGGUGGCAGGGUAGCCUAGUGGUUAGAGCGUUGGACUAGUAACCGGAAGGUUGCAAGUUCAAACCCCCGAGCUGACAAGGUACAAAUCUGUUGUUCUGCCCCUGAACAGGCAGUUUACCCACUGUUUCCUAGGCCAUCAUUGAAAAUAAGAAUUUGUUCUGAACUGACUUGCCUGGUUAAAUAAAGGUAAAAUAAAUAAAAUAAAAAAACUUUAGUGAAACAGUAGAAUGUAUUCUGUAGAAGAUCUGCUAAUUGACAGCAUGACAGUUAAGUACCAUGGAAUAAUUUUGAAAUCACAAUUGUCUCGCUGCAAAUAGUUUGUAGAUCCACACAGAAUUGUGCCACUUGGGGAAGUUUUGAAAAUAACCAAACCACUGUUUUCCUCAUAUCUAGCUUGGCCUGCUGCAGACAAAUAGUUUGCUGAACUAUACUGUUUGGUUUGACAAGUAUAUCUGUACUUGAGGCAUCCUGUAAUCUACUGUAUUGCAUUUGGUUAUGAAUCUGGUAUUUCAAGCUAAUAACAAUUGCAUUUACAUUUGGGACGUUUAUAGAGAAACUGAGACUUGCUCUAGACCACUUAGUCAAUUUCCUCUUGAAAAUGUUCAAUAUAACCAAUCAUAAAAUCAUGUUCUGUGAAAAAGUAAUCGACUACAGAGUGGACAUUUUGUCUCAUCUUCAUGACUGUAUGAUUGACGUCCCCACAUAAGCAAUGUCAUAACAGCUAACAAAUCAUUGAAAAAUAAUUGAUUUAGUAUAAAGAUUUUGACAUUGAGAACCAUUUCACAAUUGGAGAAUGUGGAUUGCAUGGCAUUUUGUGCCUCCCCCCAAAAUGGCAGUGACCUUAUAGAAAUCCAACCAGUCCAACGAGUGCCUUUGUCUCUGAAAAUGAAUCCUUUCACAAUACAGCACAACCCUGUAAGGGUGAUUGUGAAUGGAGUUGUUACUGUAUUUUACAAUGAUAUGUAUGAAAUCUGAUUUUUACAGUGUAGGCAUCUACUUUAUAAAAUGUAUAACUACGCUGAUUUCUUUCUACAUUUCAAGGUACACUUACGGUCUGAAACAAAGUGUAGAGUCUAUUUAAUGUCUAUCAUAUUUUAAAAUAAUUUAUGACUCAAUGAUCAAUUAUACUUAACAAGUGAUGUUUUUAUUGGCCUUUCAUUUAUGAAGCUGACAUUUAUUGGUUUCAAAGCCUUUUAGUGACCAAUAAAAAUUAACAAGCAUUUAAGGUAGACCUUUGUGCAUUACAGUUGUUUGAAAUGGGCACCUGUUUUCAGACUGUUAUUGCUGUGUUCGUAACCAAGUGGAAGGUGGUAUUUAUCACAAACGACUGGGAGAAAAACACUUGAACACCCCUCCAACUCGUAAUUACUAGUGGAAAACUAUAGAGAUCGUUAGAGGACGCAACAUUGUAUCGGUCAGAUUCUGGCUUUGUGAGAGCAUGCACUGUGCCAUUGAGGCCAUCUCCAUUCUGAAGAAGUACAUUUUCUUCUACGAGUUGGUAAGCAAACUGAAAGGGUGCAUACAUGCCACUUGGAGUGUGUUGUUUUAACAGGUAUAAAGCCAAGUUGGGGGAUUUACUGCCACUUGCAGUUUAUGGAAUGUUUGCUCACAAGUGUAAUUAAUUGGCUGAUCCCUCCUGAUGACCUGGAUGGAAAUAUACACUGCUCAAAAAAAUAAAGGGAACACUAAAAUAACA
Oncorhynchus masou masou (cherry salmon) is the source of this 3533-nucleotide messenger RNA. Its product is annotated as transmembrane protein 79-like. Gene Ontology annotation, biological process: regulated exocytosis. Gene Ontology annotation, cellular component: lysosomal membrane; trans-Golgi network membrane. The coding region runs from base 275 to 1582 and encodes 435 amino acids. The transcript is spliced from 5 exons. The record is from RefSeq and is a predicted model, not a curated record. NCBI's taxonomy places the organism in Eukaryota, Metazoa, Chordata, Actinopteri, Salmoniformes, Salmonidae.